Entamoeba dispar SAW760 is the source of this 1320-nucleotide messenger RNA. RefSeq lists its product as uncharacterized. The coding region runs from base 1 to 1320 and encodes 439 amino acids. Gene Ontology annotation, molecular function: phospholipid binding. Lineage: Eukaryota; Evosea; Mastigamoebida; Endamoebidae. The transcript is spliced from 3 exons. The record is from RefSeq and is a predicted model, not a curated record. Gene Ontology annotation, biological process: clathrin-dependent endocytosis; clathrin coat assembly.
AUGUCAGUGAUUGAAAUGAUUAAAUGUAUUAAUAAAAGUGAUGAAGAGACAAGUUUAAUAAAAGCGACAAGAAAUGAAGAAAUUCCACCAAAAGAGAAACAUUUAGAAGAAAUAAUGCAUUAUUAUACCGAAGAAGUAAAUUCAAAAAGAAUGACAGAAUUAAUUUGUGAAUUAAUAAAGAAGAGUAAUAAAGGAUGGAUAGAAGUUCAACACAUAUUAAUUAUAGUUUUAAAUGUAAUUAAGAUUGAUUACAAAAAAGAAUUACUAAAAAAAAUAAAAAACGAAAAUUUAGAAUUUGGUGUUAUUAUCCAGUUAGGUUUAACUGAAAAAGAUGAUCUCACUAGAAUAUUUUGUAAAUAUAUUGACUCUAUUGUUAAAUUAUAUGAAAGAUUUGAUAUUAUAAUGGAAGAAAAUACUCCAUUAACACCUCUUUGUAAUGAAGUGGAUUGGAGAAAUGCAUUUAAUAAAUUUGAUAUUAUUAUUGGAUUAUUUAAUGAUUUAAAACAAAUUCAUUGGAAAAACAUUGACUUAUAUCUUUCUAAAUUAACAAUUUAUGUUAUUGAAAUAUUAAUAAAAGAAAUGGCUAUAAUAGUUAUUAAACUGAGUUAUUAUAUAAAAACGUUUUUGAUUGAUUGUAAAUCAAUUAAAAAUGAUGACGUUAUGAAAUUUAUUUCAAAAUUAAAUGACUUUGAUUCAGUUCAACAUUUUUAUUUCCAAAAAUUACCUAAAUUAAUUCCUUCAUCUCAAAUACCAACAUUUCCUAUUCUUUCUUAUCGUUCUGGAAUUUUUUCUUCUUUAAUUAAUUCAUUAGAAUUAACAAAGAAAUAUGACCAACAAAUACAAUCAAAAUUGUUAUUAGAUGUUAUUAAUGAAUUUAGUUUACAAUGUUCUUUAAAUGAAACUCCUUUAAGAGAGUUUAUUCAUGAACAUGACACUUAUUCUCAUUCAAGCUCUCAUUCAUUAUCUCGAUCAACUUCUCAUUCAGCAGCUAGUUCAUGUCAAAGAUCAAGAAGUCAUUCUAAACCAUCGUCAACCUCUAAUUCAAGAAAGAAUUCAUUAAGUCUUCAAAAACAAGUUAAUGAUGGUUAUGGGGCAAUAGGAAUAUCAUUAAGAUUAUCGGAAACCUCAUCAAAGAAAAAAGAAGGAUAUCUUAUCAAAACAUCAACACCAAAUAGUGGGACAUUGGCUGAUCUUUAUAAAAAGAGAUCUUAUUCUAAAUCAGGUAAAAUUGAUAUUGACCAAAGUCAUCUUAAAAAGAAAAGUAUUACAACACCAUCAGAUGGAGUUCCAAUAAAGAAAUCUUUUUCAUUUUCAAAUUAA